GCUUUUUGCUCCAUUGCUCCUGCGGGGGAGAGGGGGGGAACGGUGGAGGCAUUUGACAGAUUGUCCGGGCUGACAUUGUCGAGCGUCAGUGGGACGAGACAGGUUGCAGUGAUUGGCAGGGACUUGGCCUUGAACAUGUUCAGGUGUGACGGUGACACUGCAGCUUCCCGGGUCAUGGACUCCUGGAUAUGCGGGAUGGGUGACUAGUAGCAGGAGAGGGAGGGUUUUAAGAGGCUGCUGAUCCGCAUACUGGUCCUCGAAUUCUUGCGUCUCUUGUUUCCUUCUGGUUGCGUCGAGGACAUGUCGGGUUCAGUCCUCAAGGCCGACGGCAACAUGGGAACAUUUACCGAGAAGCAGGAUGGUUCAACUUCGCCCCCGGGGUCAGACGACCUCGUCGAUGUCGAGCAGGUCGACAGAGUGGCCGUGCCUCCUCCGCCAACGCUCGAAUCGUUUGCCCAUCUCGACGAAAAGGCCAUUUUGCGCAAGAUGGAUAUGCGCCUCCUCCCGAUGCUCUCCCUCCUCUACCUCCUCUCCUUCCUCGACCGCGGCAACAUCGGCAACGCCAAGAUCGAAGGGCUGCAAGAAGACCUUCGGCUGACCAACGACCAGUACAACUGGUGCCUGACCGCCUUUUUCUUCACCUACGCCGCCUUCGAGGUGCCCAGUAACCUGAUGCUGAAGCGGGUGCGCCCUUCUGUCUGGCUGCCCGCCAUCAUGGUCGCGUGGGGGGUCGUCAUGACCCUCAUGGGCCUCGCGCACAACUACGCGGGGCUCCUGGCCGCGCGCAUCUUCCUCGGCGUCACCGAGGCCGGCCUCUUCCCCGGCGUGGCCUACUACCUGACGAGCUGGUACCGGCGGGACGAGAUGCAGCUGCGCCAGGCGUUGUUCUUUAGCGCGGCGAGCGUCGCGGGCGCGUUCAGUGGCCUGCUGGCCUUUGCGAUUGGCAAGAUGGACGGCGUGGGCGGGCUGCAUGGGUGGCAGUGGAUUUUUAUCUUGGAGGGUAUUGCCACGGUGGUUGUUGCCAUUGUGGCGUUCUUUGCUGUUCAUGACUUCCCCGAGACGGCUGCGUUCCUUACCGAGGAGGAGCGCGCGUUUGUCGUGUACCGGCUCAGGUACCAGGGCCAGAGCCGUCCUGGUCAAGCCCAGGUUGCGCAGGCGGAUGCGUUCAAGUGGAAAUACGUCCGGGCCGCGUUCCUGGAUUGGCAGAUCUGGCUGUCCAUAGUGGUGUACUGGGGCGUCGUCUGCCCUCUGUACGGCAUCUCCCUCUUCCUUCCGACCAUCAUCAGACAGCUUGGCUACCAGAGCAGCCAGGCGCAGCUGAUGACGGUGCCCAUCUACGUCACCGCCGCCGUCCUGGCCGUCAUCGCCGCCUACUUCUCGGACAAGGUCGGCAAGCGCAGCCCCUUCAUCGUCGGCUUCCUCCUCGUGAUGGUCAUCGGCUUCUCCAUGGCCAUCGCCACCGACCCGACACAGCACCCGCGCGUCGUGUACGGGGGAGUUUUCAUCGCUGCCUGCGCCAUCUACCCUGCGUUUCCGGGUGUAAUUUCGUGGCUGUCGAAUAACCUGGCUGGCUCGCUGAAGAGGUCUGCUGGCAUGGCUUUGCAGAUUGGGGUGGGCAAUCUCGGCGGUGCUAUUGCCUCCAACCUCUACCGCGGAAAAGACGCCCCACGAUAUCGGCUCGGACACGGCCUGGAGCUGGGCUUCAUUGGCGCGGGCAUUAUCGCUGCACUGGUCCUCCUGGCCGGAUAUUCCGCGGAGAACAAGAAACGCAGCAGAAAGAUGGAGGAGGGUGCGUUAGACUCGUACACGCCCGAGCAGCUGUCUGACCAGGGAGACAAGGCCCUCACCUUCCGCUACGUGUAUUAAAGCACUGCAUCAUAUGAUGAUCCUGUUGCCUGGCAAGAUAUCGUUUUCGGGCGAUAGACGGAAAAGGG
Molecule: messenger RNA, 1934 nt
Organism: Chaetomium strumarium
Lineage: Eukaryota; Fungi; Ascomycota; Sordariomycetes; Sordariales; Chaetomiaceae
Product: major facilitator superfamily domain-containing protein
Exons: 5
Coding region: 301-1866 (521 amino acids)
Biological process (GO): transmembrane transport
Cellular component (GO): membrane
Molecular function (GO): transmembrane transporter activity
Source: RefSeq, a predicted model, not a curated record